AUGGAAGUUGCAGACUCUGUGCUGCGUAGGGGUUCUACGUCGGGUCCUCUUCUCCGCUCUGGGGCCCCCUCUCUCAUGGGGGCCCCCCCCUUGGGGGCCCCCCCCCUGGGGGCCCCCCCCCUGGGGGCCCCCCUAACAAGAAAGACAGAGAGAAGAGCAGCAUGGGGGCCCCCCGCAUACUCUGACACUGCGUUGGAGUGUAUAUACAGCCGGCUGUCUAGCAGCGAAGAAAGUCAGGGUGGGGGGCCCCCCGGGGACUGCUGGGGGGCCCCCUCGCGGUCGUACCCUUUUCUCCCCCCCCCCACAGGGGCCCCUCAGGGGGGCCCCCAUACACUGCAGCAGACAGGGUACCAAGAGGAAAGGAGACAAAUACAGAAACAAAGAAACAGCCUCGAUCUGCUGCUGGCUUCUCCCGUUAGGGGGGAGGAGAUAAGACCUUCUGCUGCUGCUGCUGCUGCUGCUGCUGUUGCGGCUCAGCAACAGCAGCAGCAGCAACAGCAGCAACUGCAGCAGCAGCAGCAGCAGCAGCAGCAGCAGGAACCAGAAGAGAAGAAUGAAACAGCGCAGCAGCUGCGGCAGCAGCUGCAGCAGCUGCGGGCUGAGGGUCACCGUCGUGCUGCUCGUCUGAGGAGGGAGCGGCAGCAGCUGCAGCAGCAGCUAGCUGAGGUGCGGCAGCAGCAGCAAGUCUGGCUGCUGCGACAACGCACCAGCAGCAGCAGCAGCAGCAGCAACACCAGCAGCAGUGUAAACAGCAGCAACAGCAGCAGCAACAGCCUCAGCAGCAACAGCAACAGCAGCAGCAGCAACAGCAGCAGCAGCAGCAGCUCACAGGAGUCUAUAGGGAGGCCCCUUCUACCAGCAUCUAUAGAGGGGGGCCCUGGGGGCCCCGGGGGGCCCCCUUUCCCCCUUUCUCUGCGCGUAUGGUGCUGCUGCAUGUAUACGAUCUGA
This is a messenger RNA of Eimeria mitis, 948 nucleotides long. RefSeq lists its product as uncharacterized. Lineage: Eukaryota; Apicomplexa; Conoidasida; Eucoccidiorida; Eimeriidae. The transcript has a single exon. The record is from RefSeq and is a predicted model, not a curated record. Bases 1 to 948 code for a protein of 315 amino acids.